Messenger RNA from Chlamydomonas reinhardtii, 1511 nucleotides. RefSeq lists its product as uncharacterized. The transcript has 7 exons. The record is from RefSeq and is a predicted model, not a curated record. Bases 176 to 856 code for a protein of 226 amino acids. Lineage: Eukaryota; Viridiplantae; Chlorophyta; Chlorophyceae; Chlamydomonadales; Chlamydomonadaceae.
GACCACUACAUUGCCGCAUAUACUCCAGACGUAUAAUUUACUCGUGUGUCGCCUGCUUCAUUGCUGCCUUGAACCAAGUCAACGCUCCCUGUCGCGCUUACCGACUCGCUCAAAAGACAGUCCAAACAGCUCCUCGCUGUGAUUAUAUCUUAUAAUAGAGUGUUAACGGGCAAUCAUGGCGAAGGCGAGCCAGGCAUUCAAAGAUGCCCUACCCUCCAGCCUCCAAAAGCAGGUUUCAACGGGAGAAUGGAAGCGUACUCUCCUGUGGAUGAUGUGGACCAUCAACCUGCUCAUUAACGCCGUCUACAUGGUCAUGACCUUUGCCACCUGUAACAAGCUGGUCAACAGCUUCUACAAACUCAACAUUAGCCUUCACAACAACACCUGGCGGGCGCCUAUUGCGGCCACGGUCCUGGGCGGGUUGAUGGUGCUGACCUUCAACAUCAUGUCGUGCGUGAUUCUGAUCCGGAAGUCGGUGAACAGGUCUGGGCCAGGCUUCGGGUACGGCUUCAUCAUGGCCUGGUGCUUUGUGAUGGCCUUCUUCUGCCUGCUGUGCGGCCUGGUCACCUCGGGCUUCUACCCGGUGGUGCAGGAGCAGCUGCAACCUAACACAUCUUGGUCCUCGAUCGACACUGGCGCCUACGCGGGCACUACCGUCUUCUCUUUCAUCUGCGGAGGCUUCUACAUGUUCUUCUUCAUCUGCCUGGUGGUCUUCCAGGGCGGCAUUAUGAAGCAGACCGGCCUCUACGACCCGCGCCAGGACGAGAAGCGCAAGAUGGAGAUGGCGGUGAUGCAGCACUCGCACGGCCUGGGCAACCCGCUUGCGGGCCAGGCGCCCGGGUCUCACACCAUCUAAGCAAUCAGAAUGCUUACGGAGCUGUGGAAGCUGUUAGGCGUGUAGUAAGCGUGCCUUCGGAUUGCUGUGCAGGCAGGGUCACUGAGCAAGGUGGUAGCGUGCGCCUGACUCAGCUGUUUUGGCAUGAUUAGGGGCAUGGUUAGGGGCUGCGUAGGUGAAGCGUAUGUGGCCCCAAGACCGGCAGGGCUUCACUUAAGUAUUGUCUGGACCAUUCUUGACGUUCCCUGGCACCGCCGGUAUAUAGUAAUGCACGGGUAUCCAACAAGACGCUUGUGGACUGAGCCAAAGCCCUGGUUGGUAGGGAUGCCCGGUUUGGUCCGGUUCUUGGCCACUGUGGGUAGACCGUCCAAUUGGUCUUGGCCCAAAACGAGAGAGUCGGGCAAAUUGUCUGUUACAGUGCCCUCCACGGGCGCGACAUGCCCCCACGGUGCUAGGGCCAUCCGUGGCUCUCGCCAAGGCCGCGUCCCCACACGCCGAAGCAAUGUGUUGAGUUUGCGCCUAGGACAGACCCCUCUCGGGACCAGGGGAGAGGGAUCUCCCCUGCUCGGGACGGUGUCUUGGGGCUCGCGCUGAGACAGGAUCAACCCAUCCAGCUACGUACGUCAACGGACUGAACGGACCUAGGCUGGACGUGCAGGUUUGGGCAGUCUGUUAU